CCUCUCGCGGCGACGCCCGUCGAUAGCUUUGUUCACGGGGAACGUCGUCGGCGCGGCAGGCCCGGUUACGUUUGUUUAGCGCGCUGCGUCCGUCCCGGCGGCCGUUGGCGCGCUGCGUCGCGCCCUAUCUCUUUCUUUAUCUCCGGUUCGUCGCGUCCAGUUAGUUUGCCUAAUACCGUUUGCUUUGCUCCCUCGCUAUCUCCCCUGUGUGUGACCCCAUUGCCAGUCGUAUUUAAACCUGCUGUAAACACCUCCCUCUCUCUGUUCUCUCUCAGUCUUCGCGCCGUGCGGUUGUUUCGCUCUGCUCGGCUCAGCCUCCACGCAGUGUGGUGGUUCUCUGCCGGCUCUUGCUCAUCGCAAUAUAGACUGUGAAUAAGUGCAGUGGUGUGUCCAAGGAAGUGGUCACCUGGAGCGAUUGAGCAAAAGACUUCAAGUUAGCGGCACAGUAUACUCAAGUUUCUCUCUGUUCUGCCUCAGUCGUCGAGCCGGGCGGUUGUUUCGUUCCGCUCGUCGCAGCCUUCAAGCAGUCGGAAAGGCAUCAGAAUGGCCGAGGUGGGUUGGGUUAUUCAAGGCGCUGGUCCAUGACCAACCAUCCCUCUCCGACACUGAGAAAAUCGCCCACCUACAAUCAUCUGUAAGUGGUCUGGCACAGCAGACCAUAUCUGGCAUGCUGUACGACGGAAAUCUCUACCACCAAGCUCUAAAGGCGCUUGAAGAGCGUUUCGGCCAGGACGAUGACGUCAUUCAGCACAACCUCAACAGCAUCUUCGACGCUCCGGACCCACGUGAAGACGACGCAGAAUCACUGGAAAUAUUUCAAGCAACCGUGCACUGUGCGGUCACUAUUCUGCAGAACAUAGGAGCGAACGCAGACCUGCACAGCAGCUAUAGCUUGCAGCGAACAGUGGAGAAACUACCAAGAGAGCUGAGGCGCGAGUGGGGCAAGUUCUCUUUGGAGCUGAAACCUCGCGAGUGGGGCAAGUUCUCUUUGGAGCUGAAACCUGGAAAACCGUCGCUAUUGGAUGUAGAUGCGUGGCUGCAGACUCAAGUUAAGAUAAGCAGAAGCUGCCCCAAAGGAAAACAGAGCUUUGAAGAAGCCAGCCGUAAGAACAGCAAGGAGAGCGCCGUUGAGACUGUCAGCAGACAGGCCUUUACCACAGCUGCGAGGCCCAUCCAGAAACAGGAAUGUUCUCUCUGCGGAAAACAUCACAACCUGGAUCAGUGCAAGCUGUUCACUGCAAAAUCUCCCGACGCCCGGUUGAAGCACGUGUUUGGUGAGCAACGAUGUUUCCGGUGCCUGAAGAAGGGCCAUCGCGUGAAAGACUGCCGGAAGGCAAAACGCUGUGGGAAGAACGGCUGCAAGUACCGGCACCACGCUCUCCUCCACGGCGGCCAGCCAGUCAGGCUUCAGCCACCCGAAGUGUCAACCGCGGAAACGGAGAGAAAGGCUGAUGAAGCAGUUUCGAGGAUACGUCUCGCAACCAAGCAGAAGAGGGUCGUGGCAGCUUGGGAUGCCACCAAGAAGACAAAGGCAAUGUUACGCUGCUGCAAGUAGUCUCAGUCCGAGUCUUUGGAAGUACAGGAACCAAAGACACGCUGGCUCUACUAGACCCUGGCGCCCAGACAUCCCUAUGCAGUCAGAAAUUAGCGGACAAGCUGGGCAUCUCAGGCGAGCCGCAGGAACUAUGUAUGCAGACGAUUCAAGGCACUGGA
Molecule: messenger RNA, 1713 nt
Organism: Amphibalanus amphitrite
Lineage: Eukaryota; Metazoa; Arthropoda; Thecostraca; Balanomorpha; Balanidae
Exons: 2
Coding region: 668-1555 (295 amino acids)
Molecular function (GO): nucleic acid binding; zinc ion binding
Source: RefSeq, a predicted model, not a curated record